UCACAUGUCACUAUGUCAGGAGGAGAUAUUGUUUUGGUUUUACUGUUUACAACAUUUCUCACGUUAGGUUAUAUCUAACUCCAUGAAAAUAUUAUAACUAACAAUUGCUUGAAAACAAAUUAUCCACCAUGAGAUUAGUUAAUAUUGAGAAGCUCGGCGAGCUUCAAAACAAACCUUCAAACAUCAGGAACAUCUGCAUCAUGGCACAUGUUGACCAUGGAAAAACAACAUUGGCUGAUUCCCUGGUGGCAAGCAACGGUAUUAUUUCCCAGAGAAUGGCUGGAAAAUUGAGGUAUCUGGACAGCCGAAAAGACGAACAAGAACGAGGUAUCACCAUGAAAAGCAGCUCAAUAGCACUGUAUUAUAAAAGUGAGACAAAGAACGAAGAGUACUUGGUCAAUCUGAUAGACUCGCCUGGUCAUGUAGACUUCUCCUCGGAAGUUUCCACUGCUGUCAGACUCUGUGACGGAGCCAUCAUUGUAGUAGAUGUCGUCGAAGGCGUUUGCCCCCAGACACAGGUUGCCCUGAAGCAAGCUUGGCUUGAAAACAUUCAACCUGUGUUAGUGCUGAACAAACUAGACAGACUUAUCUUAGAGGUCAAACUAUCUCCUUUAGACGCUUACGUUCACCUUACACAGGUUCUUGAACAGGUGAAUGCAGUGACAGCCUCUCUGUUCACUACUGAGGUUAUGAAUCGCUCAGAAUCAGUUCCCAGUUCAGGAGACCAACUCCAGGAUUGGUCAGAUGGGCUGGAGACUGCAGACGACUCUCAGUUGUACUUCUGUCCUGAUCAGGGCAAUGUGGUGUUUGCCAGUGCGGCGGACGGUUGGGGAUUUUGCGUACGAGACUUUGCGGCUGUGUACGCUGCUAAGCUGGGUGUCAAACAGGCUGUGUUGGAGCGUACUCUAUGGGGAGACUUCUACCUCAACACCAAGACCAAGAGAAUAGCCAAGGGAGCACAAGAGAAGGCCAAGAAACCUCUGUUUGUCCAGCUGGUACUAGAGAACAUCUGGGCUGUGUAUGAGAACAUUGUUGUGCGCAAGGACAAAGACAAGUUGGUUAAGAUGGCUGAAAGUUUGAAUGUGAAAAUGACAGCAAGAGACUUGAGGCACACAGACUCUAAAGUUCAACUACAGGCCUUCUGUAGUCAAUGGCUGCCCCUGGCGCAUGCAGUAUUGGAAAUGGUGAGUUCCAAGUUGCCUUCUCCUUGUGAGAUAACACAUGAGAAGGUGGAGAGGUUGAUGUGUGGUCAAGGCCAAUCCCUGGAGAGUCUUCCCCCCGAGUCACAAGCCCUCAAGCAGGCCUUCCUGCAAUGUAGUAGCAAGCCUGACGCCCCUGUCAUUGUGUUCAUCUCUAAAAUGUUCCCGCUGGAGAGAAAGCUGUUACCACAGAAUCGACCCAAGCCACUUACACCUGAGGAGAUAGCCAAGAGGAGAGAACAAGCCAGACUGCGAUUGGCCAACCAGAACUCGACACCUGGAGAUGGUCAGCCGCUGCCUGAUGUUCCGCCAGAUGGAGGGGGAGGGAUAGAAGGAGACCAGGACACACUACCCCCACCCCCUGCGGAAGAAGAUGAUGUAUUUAUUGCGUUUGCCCGAGUGUUCAGUGGCUGUCUGAGAAGAGAAAGUACUGUGUAUGUACUGGGCCCUAAACAUGACCCCGCUGUGGCUCUUCAAAAGCAAAGACAAGGAGAGGAGAUUGUUGCUGGGGUGACACUGAAGGAUCUCAAGUCAGGUCAGCAUGUGACCAGAGUGACCUUGAGUGACCUUUACCUCAUGAUGGGUCGAGAGUUGGAGACAUUGGAGUGUGUGCCAGCUGGAAAUGUGCUUGGUAUCGGAGGUUUGGAGGACCAUGUGUUGAAGACUGCCACACUGUCGUCGAAUCUCGCAUGUCCAGCCUUCAGAGAGCUGCAACUAAUGGCUGUGCCUAUACUGCGAGUAGCUGUGGAGACCAAACGACCGUCAGAUCUGCCAGCACUCGUACGUGGUCUGCGUCUGCUCAAUCAGGCCGAUGCUUGCGUUCAGGUUAUAGUUCAGGAGACAGGGGAACAUGUAAUAGUCACUGCAGGAGAAGUUCACCUGGAGAGAUGUAUAGAGGAUUUACAACAAAGAUAUGCCAAGGUGGCAAUCAAUGUUUCUGAACCAAUUGUCCCCUUCCGAGAGACGGUUGUUCCCCCUCCAACUGUAGAUAUGGUAAAUGAAGCCAUUCAAGACCAACAAGUCGUAGGAAAAAAGGAAUCGACAGAUGAAUCGGUAGGCGAAGGUGGACUAGUGACAAUAGUGACCCCCAACAAACAGUCUGUAGUGAGACUGAGGGCAGCUCCUCUACCCCAGGACAUCACAGAUCUGCUAGAGAACAACCUGGAGCUGCUGAGGACACUGGACAGGGUAGGUGAAGGAGGACUGUACACUCCCAACAAACAGUCUGUAGUGAGACUGAGGGCAGCUCCUCUACCCCAGGACAUCACAGAUCUGCUAGAGAACAAUCUGGAGCUGCUCAGGACACUGGACAGGGUAGGUGAAGGAGGGCUGUACACUCCCAACAAACAGUCUGUAGUGAGACUGAGGGCAGCUCCUCUACCUCAGGACAUCACAGAUCUGCUAGAGAACAAUCUGGAGCUGCUCAGGACACUGGACAGGGUAGGUGAAGGAGGGCUGUACACUCCCAACAAACAGUCUGUAGUGAGACUGAGGGCAGCACCUCUACCUCAGGACAUCACAGAUCUGCUAGAGAACAAUCUGGAGCUGCUCAGGACACUGGACAGGGUAGGUGAAGGAGGACUGUACACUCCCAACAAACAGUCUGUAGUGAGACUGAGGGCAGCUCCUCUACCUCAGGACAUCACAGAUCUGCUAGAGAACAAUCUGGAGCUGCUCAGGACACUGGGCAGGGUAGGUGAAGGAGGGCUGUACACUCCCAACAAACAGUCUGUAGUGAGACUGAGGGCAGCUCCUCUACCUCAGGACAUCACAGAUCUGCUAGAGAACAAUCUGGAGCUGCUCAGGACACUGGACAGGGUAGGUGAAGGAGGGCUGUACACUCCCAACAAACAGUCUGUAGUGAGACUGAGGGCAGCACCUCUACCUCAGUACAUCACAGAUCUGCUAGAGAACAAUCUGGAGCUGCUCAGGACACUGGACAGGGUAGAUGAGGGAGGGCUGUACACUCCCAACAAACAGUCUGUAGUGAGACUGAGGGCAGCUCCUCUACCUCAGGACAUCACAGAUCUGCUAGAGAACAACCUGGAGCUGCUGAGGACACUGGACAGAGCACAUAAUGUACGUGCAGAGAUGGCUGAAGGAAUCAACAAACUCUCUUUGGAUUCUUCAACAGCACUAGACGAAAAGACUAAAAAGGCUGUGGAGGCAUUCAAGAAUAAUAUUGCAGAAAUGUUUGAAAAGCACGGUGGUGAAUGGAGUAAAAAAACUGUAGAAGAGAUUUGGAGUUUUGGACCAAGAAGGUGCGGCCCUAAUAUACUCAUCAACAGGAUACCUGAGCACAGUGGCCGGAAUGUAUGGAGUGGGGAGAGUAAGCAAGGUUGCCAACCCUCACUGCUUGAGUAUGAUAGCAGUUUUGUCAAUGGUUUCCAGUUGGCAACACUGGCCGGUCCAAUGUGUGAAGAGCCGAUGAUGGGGGUGGCUUUUGUAGUGGAGGACUGGACAAUAGACUCAAGUGCAGAGUCGAACACAAGUGGAGUGUUUGGGCCUCUGUCUGGACAGAUAGUGUCGGUUGUCAAGGAUGGUUGUAGGAAGGCAUUUCAAGCUCAACCUCAGCGACUCAUGGCUGCCAUGUACAGCUGUCAUAUACAGGCCAAUGCAGAAAUUCUAGGUAAGAUGUAUGCGGUUCUGGGCCGUCGUCAUGGCAGAAUCCUCCACGGGGACAUGACCCAGGGCUCCGCCUCGUUCACGGUGGAAGCGGUGUUGCCUGUGGUGGAGAGUUUCUUGUUCGCUCCGGAGAUGAGGAAACAAACUUCAGGACUGGCGAGUCCACAGCUAGUCUUUAGCCACUGGGAGGUUAUCGACGUAGACCCUUACUGGGAACCGAGGACCGAGGAAGAGUAUCUCCACUACGGGGAGAAAGCCGACACGGAAAACCGCGCACGUAAGUACAUGGAUCAGGUGCGAAGAAGGAAGGGGCUCCCAGUCCAACAGAAGAUUGUACAGUUCGCCGAGAAACAACGGACCCUCGGAAAAAAUAAAUAACUAUUUUGUAUGACAAUUGAAAUAAA
Macrosteles quadrilineatus (aster leafhopper) is the source of this 4228-nucleotide messenger RNA. RefSeq names its product elongation factor-like GTPase 1. Lineage: Eukaryota; Metazoa; Arthropoda; Insecta; Hemiptera; Cicadellidae. Gene Ontology annotation, cellular component: ribonucleoprotein complex; cytosol. Gene Ontology annotation, molecular function: ribosome binding; GTP binding; GTPase activity. The transcript is spliced from 29 exons. The record is from RefSeq and is a predicted model, not a curated record. Gene Ontology annotation, biological process: cytosolic ribosome assembly. The coding region runs from base 129 to 4202 and encodes 1357 amino acids.